This is a messenger RNA of Alligator sinensis (Chinese alligator), 603 nucleotides long. Its product is annotated as olfactory receptor 5V1-like. Lineage: Eukaryota; Metazoa; Chordata; Crocodylia; Alligatoridae. The transcript has 2 exons. The annotation marks the transcript as partial. The record is from RefSeq and is a predicted model, not a curated record. Gene Ontology annotation, molecular function: G protein-coupled receptor activity; olfactory receptor activity. Gene Ontology annotation, cellular component: membrane. Gene Ontology annotation, biological process: G protein-coupled receptor signaling pathway.
UCCUUCCUGGACAUGUGCUGCUCCUCCGUCACGCUGCCCAAGAUCUUGGUGAACUUCCUGAGGCAGCAGCAGACCAUCUCCUACUGGGAGUGCAUGGCACAGAUGUUCUUCCUCAUGAGCUGCUCAGGGGCUGAGGGCACACUGCUGGCUGUCAUGGCCUUUGACCGGUAUGUGGCCAUCUGCAAACCCCUGCACUACAUCUACAUAAUGGAUAAGAAAGUGUGUGUCCCACUGGCCACAGUGUCCUGGCUCUCAGGUAUCCUGAACUCAACUAUGCACACCUUCCUGACCACCAACGUCUCCUUCUGUGGAGCCAACCAGAUUUACCACAUCUUCUGUGACGUCCCUCCUCUGCUGAAGAUCGCCUGCAGUGACACCUACAUCAACGAGAUCAUGCUGCAUUUGGCCAGUGUCUUCAUGGGAAUGAGCCCAUUUUUGUCAAUAGUCAUCUCGUACCUCUAUAUACUGCUGGCCAUCCUCCGCAUCCGCUCCAACACGGGCAGGCACAAAGCCUUCUCCACCUGCACCUCCCACCUGGUUGUGGUCAUCAUGUACUUUGGGACGGCCAUCGUGCACUACAACGCACACAGGUGUGGUACCUGA